This is a messenger RNA of Cyclopterus lumpus (lumpfish), 4892 nucleotides long. RefSeq names its product PCF11 cleavage and polyadenylation factor subunit (gene pcf11). Gene Ontology annotation, biological process: termination of RNA polymerase II transcription. The transcript is spliced from 17 exons. The record is from RefSeq and is a predicted model, not a curated record. Gene Ontology annotation, molecular function: mRNA binding; RNA polymerase II complex binding. Gene Ontology annotation, cellular component: mRNA cleavage factor complex; cytoplasm. NCBI's taxonomy places the organism in Eukaryota, Metazoa, Chordata, Actinopteri, Perciformes, Cyclopteridae. Bases 223 to 4713 code for a protein of 1496 amino acids.
UUGUCGUCGUCGAGAAAAGAAGCGGAGCAGCGAAACAACGACAAGACGACGGCAGAAAUAAACCUCAAAACAGGCGUUUUUUAAAAUAUUUUUUUAUAUAUAUAUAUAUAUAUAUAUAUUGCCGAGUCCGGGCCAGAACCGUUACGCCCACAUGAGUCCACGGACCGCCUGCUGAUCGGUAGGGCCGCCGCUGUAGGUUUUCCCGGGUCUGUGGGAUCCAAGAUGGCCGACGAGGCGGCCUGUGAAGACGCGUGUCGGGAGUACCAGUCCUCGCUGGAGGACCUGACAUUCAACAGCAAGCCGCACAUCAACAUGCUGACCAUCCUGGCCGAGGAAAACCUCAACUUCGCCAAGGAUAUCGUGGCUAUUAUUGAAGCGCAAAUAAGCAAGGCCCCAUCUGCAGAGAAGCUUCCAGUUUUGUACUUAGUGGAUUCCAUAGUGAAGAAUGUUGGAGGAGAGUACCUUGCAGUGUUUGCUAAAAACCUAAUCACUUCAUUUAUAUGUGUCUUUGAAAAGGUGGAUGAGAACACCAGAAAGAGUUUGUUCAAGCUGCGCUCGACAUGGGACGACGUGUUUCCCCUGAAGAAGCUGUACGGGCUGGACGCCCGCGUGAACUCGGUGGACCCGGCGUGGCCCAUCAAGCCGCUGCCGCCCACCGUCAACGCCAGCAUCCACGUCAACCCCAAGUUCUUAAAGCAGCCCGAGGAGGCUCCCUCUCCACAGCCGGCUCCCGCUAAGCCGACUCCGGCGUUGGUGGUCCCGGUCCCCCAACCGGUCCCCCAGCCGGUCCCCGUCCCGGUCCCGGUCUCCGCGGUGGCCGUCAGCCAGUCCAGCCUGACCCAGGAGCAGCUGAUCCGCCAGCAGCUGCUGGCCAAACAGAAACAGCUUCUGGAGCUUCAGCAGAAGAAGAUCGAGCUGGAGCUGCAGCAGACCAACGAGCAGCUGGGCGGCGGCUUCGGGAUCCCGACGGCGACUCGAGUCUCGUCCGCGGCGAAGUUCUCCGGCCAGACGUCUCCCGCGGUCCGAUCGUGGAUCGCUCCCUCGACGCCGGCGGCGGACGCCAAGCCGCCCACCAGAGACCCCCGUCUGAACCGCGCCGGCCCCCCGCACAAAGAACUGCAUGCUGGGAAGAAAGACGGCACCGUCGCAACAGGAGGUCCGGCGGUGACGCCCGAGAAGUCCGGCCGGCCGGACCGAGUCAAAACCCCGAGGAAGGAAGCGCCGGAGGAGAAGCCGAAGUCCAAACCGCCGUCUCCGAUGACCAAAGGCCUCCAGAGUAAAAACAAGAUGGAGGCCGAGAUCCAGAAGUCGGCCGACGGCACCAAGAAAGACCCCCGGCUGAAGAAACGCCCGCAGGACAAGACCGGAGACGCCAAAGAGGAGGAGCUAAAGGAGAAGAAGCGGUGCGCCGAGAAGAAGGAGGAGGUGUCCCGGGGGCCCGACCCCCAGAGGGCGAACAAGGUCAAGCUGGUGAACGGCUCGGUGGGCAAACACGACCGCGCCGAGUCCGCGGAGAAGCCCGAGUUCAAGACCGGCGGCAACGCCCGCACGCACGCCAGGAAACGCACCCGCUCGCGGUCCCGCUCGCGCUCCCCGCUCGCCGCCGCCGCCUCGUCCCCGAAGAGGAAGGACCGGCGGUCCCCGAAGAGCAGGACCAGGAGCAGCUCCUCGUCCCCGUCGCCCUCUCACAAAGCCGGCAAACUCAGGAGGGUCGGACCGGACCACGGCAAGCCCGGCCGGGGGGACCGGCCCGCGGCCAAGAAGAACCCGUCGGAGAGCCGGAGGUCCAAGAGGCCGGCAGAGGACCGGCACGCCGAGUCCAGAGACCCUCCGAGGAGCCACGACGGAGGAGGCAAGGAGGCCAAGGAGCCUCCUCACCGCUGGAGGAGCGGCUGGGAGGAGAACAAGCAUCCGAAGCUGCCGGAGGACGCUCACGUGAAGCCGGCGCCUCAGAGGCACAAACAGUACGGCCCCCCGAACCGGCCCCCCACCCCCCGGACCCCGAAGCAUCGGCUCAGCGUGGACGCCAACCUGAAGAUACCCGAAGUUCUCAACUCCGCCUCCAAGAAGGACCUUCUGCGGCGGGCCAGUAAGGGUCUGGAGAGCGGGGAUAUCUCCCAGGAGGACUUCCUGAACAUGGCCCACAAGAUCAAACACUUCUUCCAGUACCAGGAGGAGAUGCAGCAGCGCUCCGACGGCUGGACCGACGACGACUUCUCCGCCAAGAAGCUGCUGAGCUCGCCGCCGCCGGCCCGAGACGGCAUGGACGCCGCCGAGCUGUCGUACUACGAGCACAAGUCCAAGCUGAGGAAGACGCAGGUCACCCACCGCAGCGCCGGGGAGCCGUGGGAGGGCGAGGAGAGUCCGGAGGAGGGCGAGGACGCCGGCCCGGGUGCGAAGACCGGACACCCGAAGUACAGCCGGGCACCGAGGGACCGGCAAGGUGAGAGGCGGAGCAAAGAGCGCGAGGAGCCGCGGCUCAUCGAGGAGUACAACCACGGGAAGGAGUUCCCGGCUCUGAAGUCUCUGCCGGGCCUUCGCUUCAGGAGGAGAGCCGACCCCCGAGAGCCCAGUGAGCGGGAGUGGAACUCUCCGCUGACGGAGCGGCCGCGCUUCGACGACCGCGAGGACCCGAAGAGCGGCUACGACGCCCCGCGGGGCUACGGCGCUCCGCCUGCCGACGCCCGGAGGCCAGAGGCCCCGCCCCCCGGCGGCACCGUGGUCCACCGGAACUGUCCGAGCCCGGACGCUGUGGCGGCGGCGGCGGCGCCCAGGUUUGAGCGCGAGCGCCUUUCGCCGCUGCACCAGAAGGACCCGGCGGAGAUGAGCCCGAUCCCUCGCUUCGAGAGCCCCAACAGCGUCCACUCGGACGACGGGCCCCUCAACCUGGACCUCGCCGCUCCGCCGACGACCCCAAAGUCCAUCCUGAAGCCGCCGGCCCGCGUCGGGCCGCUGGCGGCUGUGCGGCGCGCCGACUCCCCGGGACACACGCCCCCUCACGACGGGGGGCCCCCCCCACCCCGGUACGACAUGGGCCCCGGCAGGCCGCACCCUCCGGGGUGGUACGAGAACGCCGCGCACUACGAUGACGCCCGCUUUGAAGGGCCUCACCACCCGGGGCACGUGGGCCCCGGCAGGCCGCACCACAACAUGCCGGAGCGGUUCGACGGGCCCCACAUGCCUCACGGUUUGGGUCGGUACCCUCAGGGCCCCGGGAGGUUCGAGGGGCCCGGACCGGGUCACUUCGAGGGCCCGAUGCAGCACUUCGAUGCGCCGCGGUGCUUCGAGAACAACAUGGCCCCCGGCUCUGGACCAAUGGGCUUCCAGCAGCAGAGGCCCAUGCGCUUCGACGGCCCUCCCAACCCGAUGGGCCCUAUGAGGUUUGAGGGCGGCGGUCCGAUGCGCUUCGAGUCCCCGAAUCACCCGGGGCCCCAUCAGGGCGGACCCCCCCUCUACGAGGGGCCCCUGAGGUUCGGCCCCCAACACAACCUGCAGCCGAUGGCCCCGCCCCUCUACGACGGCCCCAUCGCCCCCCAGCAGAGCUUCAACAUGAACCCCCAGUUCCCCGCCGGGCCGAUGGCGUUCCCGACUCAGCCGGCAGGAAGCUUCAACAUGCAGCCGGCUCCGCCCUUCAGCCAGCCGGGCCCCGCCCCCUUCUACAACCCCGCCGCCCCCAUGCAGCAGGCGGUCAACAUGUUGGGGAACCUCAACCAGCCGUUCCUGCCUCAGAACUCGGUGCCUUUCGGACAACAAGCUCCUCCAGAGAACCACUUCGGUCAAGUCGACGUCAACGACCUUCUGUCCAAACUCAUCUCCAACGGCAUCAUCAAGCCCUCGCAGCCCGACGCCGCGCCGGCCGUCAGCGCCGAACCGACUUCCACGCUUGUGGUGGCUCCGCCCACGGUCGUGGCGGUGGAGGAUGAGGAAGAGGAGCUGGAGGAGGAAGACGACGACCUCCCAGAUCUCACCAGCUUCACCGUCGACGAUAUGAAACAGCGCUUCGAGAGCGUGGUGACCCGGCUGUACUCGGGGAACCAGUGCUGCCUGUGCAGCAUGCGCUUCACCGCCACGCAGACCGACCUGUACGCAGACCACCUGGACUGGCACUUCAGGCAGAACCACGCCGGCAAGGUGGCCGGCAAGAAGAUCACCCACCGCCGCUGGUACUACGGCCUCCGGGACUGGGUGGAGUUCGAGGAGAUCGCCGACCUGGAGGAGCGAGCCAAGAGCAACUUCUUUGAGAAGGAGAGCGAGGACGAGGUCCAGAAGAGCCAGCAGGCCGCCAAGGAGAAGGAGUUCCAGAGCGUGAGGGCCACCAAGGACCAAGUGGGGGAGUUGUGUGAAAUCUGCCAGGAGGCGUUUGAGACGUACUGGGUGGAGGAGGAGGAGGACUGGUUCCUGAAGGACGCGCUCAGGGUCGACGACAAGAACUUCCAUCCCGCCUGUUUCGAGGAUUAUAAAAACACGUCGUCGUACCUCGACGUCACGCCGUCGCCCAGCAAGCUGCUCGCCGACCACCCGCUGAGCGCCUUCAUCAAGAGCGAGGAAGACGACGAGGAGGAGGAGGAGGAGGAGGAGGAGGCGAGCGCUUCCUGUGCCGCCGCCGUCAAACAGGAAGUGGAGUCGGGGGCGAGCGAGCUGCCGGAGGUGAAGAAGGAGCAGGAGGAGGUUUUAAUGGACUGCGAUCAGAGCAAAGCUCCUCCCCCUUUGUGAGGAGGUGUUUUUAGCUCCUCCUCCUCGAUUAUAAACUUGAAUACAUUUUUGUAUUUGGAUUCUGCGCGACCGUUUCCAGGUCUCUGUCUCUCUCUCUUUCUCUCUCUCUCUCUUUCUCUCUCUCUCUCUCUUUCUCUCUCUCUCCCUUUCUCUCUCUCUGUCUCUCUCUCUGUCUCUCU